This is a messenger RNA of Stegodyphus dumicola, 7737 nucleotides long. RefSeq names its product RRM_RCAN_like domain containing protein Sra (gene sra). The record is from RefSeq and is a predicted model, not a curated record. Lineage: Eukaryota; Metazoa; Arthropoda; Arachnida; Araneae; Eresidae. Gene Ontology annotation, cellular component: cytoplasm; nucleus. Gene Ontology annotation, molecular function: nucleic acid binding; calcium-dependent protein serine/threonine phosphatase regulator activity. Gene Ontology annotation, biological process: calcium-mediated signaling.
AAGACCUGAAUGGUAAUAUUGGUCUUGAUCCCGGUGUUAUUUAGUUUCAGUUUGUUCUAGCGUACUGCUUUACAGUAUUUUCCUUCUUUUAAUUUUCCUAAGACAUUUAUCAUAUUGAAAUAACUGUCUGUAUAUCAUUUGGAAAGUGUUGAUGAUAUAUUAAGAAGUAUUUCCUCUCUAGGAUGUUUUUAUGACUGUUCGAUUGUUCAGAACUAAUGCGUAAACUCCUAGUUCUGUUUCUAUGAUAUGUUAUUUAACAUCUUAGAUCUGUGAAUUAAAGGGAAUCCGUUAGGGAGAGUAAUAUUUACAUAAAUUUAUUACAAAGAAUGAAAUUUUUUAAAACUAACUUUGGUGCAGCUAGUGACAAUAUGCUUGAUAAUUUGGAAGAUGAUGUUGACAUUUCGGAAGAACUUGCCGACACUUCUGACCUUCCGACAUCCCUAAUUAUUACAAAUGUCGAUAGCGAAAUAUUUACGGACGAGUAUCGAAAGAUCCAUUUAGAAGAAAUUUUUCAACAGUUUGAUGAAGAAGCAUCUUUUCAGUACUUUAAGAGUUUUCGAAGAGUACGUGUGAAUUUUACAAAUCCAACAGCAGCAGCUAAAGCUCGUAUUCAGUGUCAUCAGACUAAAAUUGGUGAUAGUGUAGUUAAUUGCUACUUUGCACAGCCUAUUACCUCUACUGGAAAUAAAGAUGGAGAGGCUUCAGAUGCAUAUCUUCAACCUCCGUCACCUGUUCGUCAGUUUCUAAUAUCCCCUCCUGCAUCACCUCCUGUUGGCUGGGAACCUGUUGAUGAAGCUCAGCCGUGUAUUAAUUAUGAUCUUCUUGCUGCUCUUGCCAAGCUUUCGCCAGGAGAAGCUCAUGAAUUGCAUCCACCAUCAGAAUCACAACCUGCUAUCGUAGUUCAUGUUUGUGAGGAUGCAAAAAUAGAUGCUCCUCGGCUAAAAAUAGCGCAGACAAGGCGUCCGGAUAGUGUCGACUCUUCAAGCAGCUCUUCUCCACCUUCAUCGCCUAUAUCAUAAAUGUCUUUGAAUGAUAUAUUCUGUAUCUUUUCAUUUAUUUUAAACAGAAGUGGAUGGUUUACAGUUUUGUGUGACAUAGUGCUAUGAAGAAAAUUGUCAUUGUUUUUCUUGUUCACAGUAUUAUAUCUCAGAAUGUACUGUAUUAAUCUGAAUUGGAAUUAUUACUUUUAGUUUAAAAUAUUCUAUGCAGUUUUACAGAUAUAAGCAGUCAGUGUUUGGUGUACUUAUAUGUAAAAGUUAAAUGUAAUUCUGUAUGACUAAUUAACGAAAAUUUUUAGUAGAUUAUUAAUUGAAAACGUGUUGGUAAGUUGUUGAAAAAAUUGCAUAUGUGGUUCCAAAGAAUGUGUAUAUUUUUAAAUACCUCUUUUUAAAAGUCUGAGUAUUUUGUUGUGCUUAAAAUUUGCAUUGUUAUUGAUUUCGUUUUUGUUGAAAUACUUGUGUAUCCUGCUCUAAAAAACUUCAUUUUUACUCUAGUUUUAACAUUAGACUUUUGUGUAACUUAUUUUGAUUAAAUUUUUUCAUGAGUCUCUAUCUGGGGUUUAUGAUAUUAACUAGUUGUUAUCUUCAAAUUAUUAUGGCACUUUAUAUAUUUCUGAACCAUAUUCUAUGAGGUGUAAUUUUAACAAGUGUUUAUUUUGCAACAUUGAGUCUUGUAUAUCAUUUUUUAUGAUGGCUGUGUUUUCAGAAAGUAUAUUAUUAUUUUGAUAAUCAUCUACAUUUUAUUAACAAAGGCAUCUAAGCAAAGUGUACAUUGGGAGGGGAAGUAAUUUAAAAUUAUUUUUUUACAUAUUUAUUGAAGAAUGCUCACUACAUUUCUGUGAAUGAUUUUGUUUUUUAAAUGUCACUUGCAGAAAGUAUGUAUUAUUUUUGGUUGCAAGCUUUAUAAACAUUUUUUGAAGGUUGAUUUAUAAGUAUUUUUUGUAGAACAUUAUAAGACUGUAAAUUGAGGCAAUCUUUUAAAUUUUCUCAAUGGUAAGAGGUAAAAUAUUUUUACUUGAAUAAAUAGUAGUACUGUGUAUGUGAAUUGAUAUAAGCGUAAGGAUAGUUAGUUAUUUCUAAAUUCUAAUCAAAUAUAAUGCUCUAUAUCGCAUAUUAUUAUUUGACAAUGGUUAUGGAAAGUGAUCUCUUAUGCAAUUGUUAAUUGUGGAAUUGCGGUAUGGCAUGAACUUUUCAGUUACUUGUGGAAUGUAUCUAAGACAGCUUGACUGUCUCUCUGGUAAAAUAUACCGACAACUCUCUUUAUUUGGUUGAAAGCUAGUUGAAUAAGAAAAAAUGUUAUAAUUCAACAUUCUUUCACUUAUCAUGGAUUUGUUUAAGAUCAGUUUUGAGAUAAAGAAGUACCUUUUAGUUAUAGAAAAUAAUUUUUAAAGUAAUCUGGCCAUUGUUGUUGGUUAACAGUUAAAGGGAGAAGUAUUUUUAUUAAUUUCAUUUUCUAUUAAUGGCUCAAAAAUUAGUUUGGAGAGAAAAUUGUAUCUUUCUAAAAACAAGCGGGCAGAUCUUUUAAGGUCACAAUUUCUGAAUUACCAGCUACAAUUCAGAGGCUUUUUCUGUAGCUCUUCUCUCACUUUUUUUUUUUAAAUGGGGGACCUAUGAAAAGAGUGGUUUGAUAUUACAUUUUAAAGAAAAUAUGUUUUGCUUAUUGUAUUAAGCAAAUGUCAUAAAUAUUCUUGCAGAUUAGUUUUUCUUUAUUGUAGAAGUGUAUUGAGAUAUUCACAUUUACACUGAGUGGAUCUUCAAAAGUGUAUUUGGCAGUCUUACGUAUUAGUUGUAGUUCUAGUCAAAUCAUGUUGCAUUGUAUAAGUUGGUUAAUUUUUUAUUCAUUGAUACUUCUGCAGCAUUUAAAAGAACCUAAAAUUUUAUGUUCAUAAUCAUUGAAUGGUAUGUUAGCUUUCAUGUAUCAUCUUGACUAUGAAAGAAAUUUUGUUGAUUUUACUGGAAAUUGUAUUUUUAUUAUUUAUUCUUUUUUUUUUUUUUUUUUUUUUAAUUUUAGAAUUUUGUUCGGUGCUGUAGUUCAGAAAGAGUUUCAAGUAAAUUGUUUUAAAAUGUGUAAAAAGCUGUUCACAGAAUAUUUAUUUCAGUUAGUUUUCAUUAGUUAAUAUUUAUUAGCACUGCAUUUUCAGUAAGCUAAUUAAUGGACUUUUUCUUGGGUCUUACAGGCAUGAUUAGUCUGGUUUUCAUUUCAUACAGGGUAAUAGUGUUAAAACGUUACACAGUGGUUCUAGAAUAUGAGCAAAAUUUUAUCAUGGUGCAAUCAUCAUCAAAGUAGAAUCAAUCAAGUAGGAUAGGGUACUGACCUUUCACUGUUAUUCUAGGAAAAAAAAAAUCUUUUGCCAUCAGGUGCUAAUGCAUUUAACAGCCUGUUGGCCAAACCACUUUGUAUUUAAUGGAGUCACUUAUUCUGAGGUGUCAGAAUGCAAUGUGUAAAUUGUAUAAAAUUUCAUUACUAAUAUUUUUAAUUUUUAUGGAGAUGUAAAUAUGUGUAAACAUUUUAAGGCUAUGAGUGCUUGAUAAGUAUUUUUAACAUGUGUGUAUUUAAAAUUGUGUUGUAUUACAAUUAGUAACAUGCAUUACUGACAAAUGUUGGGCAUAUUCAUUUUGUAUUUUUCUCUCAGGCAUGUAAAAUAUUUUAUUUUUGCCAGUAUAUGAAUUAUUGAAAAUGAAAUUAUCAUUACGGAUUUUAUAGCUAGUGAAUAUUGAAAUGAUUUUCAUCUGUUGAUGAAGUUAGGUCAGAUGGAUAGUUUGCUGUGAAAGAAAAAUUUUUUGUCUGUAAUUUUCUAUGUUUUAAUAUGUAAUUUGUUGCAUGUGUUACAUGGACAAGCUCGAGUGUAAUAUGUCAUUAUUAAAGCAUGUUUAUAUCAGUGAAAGUCAUUAUGCAUGCAUGAUGAAAAAUAAUAUUUUGUUAUCAAAUGGGUAGGUAAUCCUCCUUGAAUAAAAUAAUCGUUAGAGUAAAGAAGGAGGCUGAUUAUGAUAAUUAUGAGCUUUAGAAUAUUUGUGGCAUGCAGAAUUAUAAAAUUACUAAACCAUGCUUGAGAUCUUUCAAGGAAAACAAGUGAUUAAAAUCUAGUUACAGUGCAUUAAUUUUGUAUUUCAGAAAUAUUUGUAAAAAAUAAAGGUCAAGAACUAAUGAAAUGUUCAUCAUGCAACCAUAUUUUUUUAAAAUAAAAGUAAAGGUCAAGGAUUAAUGAAAUAUUCAUCAUACAACCAUUUUUUUUAACCCAUUAUAUUGUAAAGCUUAUCAGGUAUACAGAUAUAAAUAACUCUGUGUUAGAAUUGUACAUACAAGAAUUAAAAAGAGUUUUUGUUUCUAUUUAGGGAAAAGAUAAUAGUUCUGUUUCCCCUAGUAUUUAAGUUUAUUUCAAAUGAAAGAAUGACUUAUUUUGAUUGUUUGCUUAUCUCAACAGACUGAUUUAUUGUUUUGUUUGUCAGCAAAGUAAUUUAUGUCUCAUUUGUAAAAUGUAGAUAUAACUUUUGAAUCAAUCAAUUUAAAAUUAUAUCUCACAUUGUAAAUAAGAGAACUUACUCAGCUUUUGUAACCAAGUUCGUUUAUUAUAUUUUAAGUAUCAUUUUAGUGUUAUGCAAUCUUCCUGUGCCUUCCACAUUUCAAAUAUAUCAUUCAUCUUUCAUAUAAGAACUGCAGCCUAACAUUUAAUAAAAUCAACAACAGAGAAAUGUUCUUAUAAAGCAAAGCCUGUGACAUGAAUCAUUUGAAUUAGAAACAUAUUCUGAAUUUUUCGAUUUUAUUUUAAAUAAAAUCAGAAAUGUUUAUUGUUUAUAUUUUGUUGAGAUUACCUCUGAAAGUAGUCAUCACUUUCUAUAGUUAUAGGUAAUAUUGUAAGUUUAUUUUAACCAUUUAUUUAUUGACAUAAAAUAUAAAUUAGAACUAAUUUGCCUAUUAUUAGCUCAUUUUGAUGUACAUGAGUUACAGAGCAUUAUAUUCUACUUUAGCAGAUGCAUACCAGUCAGCAGUUUGCAGCACAAACUGAGAGCAUUACAUGGUGCUUCUGAUGGGUCUUAAAAUCUGAGUGUCAAGAUUGCAUAUUACUUAAAGUACCAAGACAAAUUAUAGGAUUUUAUUUAUAAUGUCUUAAUUGAAUUAUGGUCAGUUUCUUGCUAGUAUUCUUUUUCGUGUUCAGCAUUGAUACUGAAACAUGAAACAGCAUAUUUUCUCAAUUCUUUUGCAUUUCCUGAUAUCCUUGAAUAUGAAAUCUUUAUACCUUCUAGUGUUAUAAUAGCAGUAACAUAUUUCAUGCAUAAACAGCUAUAGAUAAAAAUGUAUAUAUAUAUAUGUGAUGUACCAGCUUUUGUCUGGAAUAAAUUGAUUGGUGAAGAAUCAUAGAUUUAGUCGUAGCUUAAAUUAUCAGACGAUAAGUUUAAAAAACAGGAUCCAUUUAUUAUUGGUCAGGAGAAAUAGCAGUUACAAAAAUCAAUAUCUCCGGAGUAAAUAAAAAAGAACUAAUAAUAACUUUUUGUAUGAAGUUUACUGCAUCGUUACAUUAAAGAAAAGACCUCGGUAUUCCUUUGCGAGUUUUUUUAUAGCCUCUGAAAAGGCGGAGCUUCCAAGAAAUGACGUUAGCCUCAUCAGCCAUUCCAGUUCGCUAAAUAUCUCCAGAACAUUCUAUAACUCUACGUGUAGAAAAGGCGUGAAAAACAACUUGACUACGGGGCUGUGGAUUUAAUUCCACGUACUUUCAAAUAAGAGACCGUCGCCAUUAAAAUGAAGAACAUACAGUUGGAAAUAUAGGUGUAGUUUUAACUAUGGAAUUUUAUUAUUACAUAUAUAUAUAUUAUACAUGUUUACAGCUAACUAUAGCUGUUUAUCUAUAGUUAUCUUUAUCUGUAUCUACAUGCAGAAAUCAUAAAGUUAAUUUUUCAUGGAGGAAACAUGAUCAAAUCAAGUAACUGAAACAGUUUUUGAUUAUUCUAAGAAAAGUCUCAUUAUUCUUUUGACAGGUCUGAGAUUCUGAUGAAUAUGUUUUUCUUACAGUUCAUUGAGAUUUCUAAAAAUUAUGUAUUUUAAUUUCUUGCCAAUGUUCAGACGGCUUCCAUUCUUAUGUGAUAUGUAUCUGACAGUAAGUAGAUGUUUUAAGGCUUUAUCAUGCUCUUCUUACCAACCCAUAUAAUUUUCUCUCUUAAAAUCAUAGAAUUACUGUCUUGGAAAAUUGAUUAUGUUACAUUAUGAGAAUGCUGUGCAAAAGGGGUCACAUGAUUAUUGAAAUUUUUUAUAAGUGUACUGAUUCAUUGCUUUGUCUACUUUGAUAAGUAGACCUUAUUCAGAGUCAUUAAAAUUAUCUCUCAGUAUUAAAGAUACACCUUUUUAAGUAAGAGUAAUUGGACAGUGUUAUAGAUCCACCGUCUGAAGUAAAAGUUAUUUGAAUGCACUGAUAUUUGAAUGUUUCUUUUUAACCUCUUGCUGACCAUGCGUCAUGCAUUAUCUAACUGUAAGCAAAAUUUGGUGCCAUUAAAUCAUCUGACAAUCUUUCAUUGAUCAACAGAAUUCAAGUUUUAAGAACUUUGGGCAAGUCUUUGUUUUUUUUUUGUUUUUGUUUUUUUUUUAAAUCUUUUUCUAUGCUUUGGUUUCCUUAUCCCCUCCCAUUUUGUUAAUUUUGCUUUUUGGGGGGGUGCAUCAGUCUGCAUGCUUCUUUAAAUGAGCUGAAGUAAGCAUUCAGUCUUGCUGCCGUACUCCAGAUAUUUUUUUGUAGUUUUUAUGUGUUGUUGUUCACCCAAAAAUUUAUGUGCAAGGUCUAUUAUUAACAGGUAGGAUGAUUUUAUUGCUUGUUUGAUAUCCCUUUCUUACCAAGCAAGAAUCUUUUCCUAUAUGAAGACAUUCAUUAUCCACUUGUUGUCAUUCCAUUACUCAUAAGAUCUUUAAUUUAAUGUCUGUGUGACCUGGUUUACCCUUUCUCAAAUUAAUUGCUAUUCACUGUGGAUCACAGUCUCAAAUUAAAGUUAUACAAUGCCUUAAAUGUGAUGUUUUUACUUGUUAGGGUGUUUCUUUUUUAUUUUUGAAUAUCUCUGAUGCUUGUAAUUUAUACUUCAUUUAUUUCAUGUGAUUUUUAAUAUACCUCAUCAACUAUUUUUAUAAACCUUUGAAUUAUUAUUUUAAUUAAUAAAAAAUGUUUCUAAUCACAUAUGCACAUUAGUGCAGAAUAAUGGCACUUACAACUAACAGUGAACAAUUUCCCAUAUUGCUUUUAUUUCCAGUAAAGUUUGACUUGCAUCGGUCUUGCCACAUGUGGAGGUUUGUACAUUUGCUAAUUACUGGAUUCUGUACCCUACUGGCCGGCUAAAAGUUAUGACAUUUUUUUUCGCCUAGUCAUUUACGUCUGUCUUUUGACCCAUAUUUUAAUCUUUAAAAUAAUUCUGUAGAAGAAUCUAAACAUUAUUACAUAACACAGAAUUAUUAAAAUAAAGUUCUAAUUAAAACCUCAGUUUUAUAUAUCAAACUAUUACUUUUACAAUGUUCAAUAAUCUGCUCUUUUUUAUCCUUCCUUUUGUAGGUGGGAAGGAUAGGAUGCCUUGAUAUAGUGAAAGAAUUAUAUAUAUAUAUUUUUUUAAUUAGAUGCUUGCUGUUGAAAUGAGAUGGUAAGAUCAUUCAAAUUUUUUGUAAUUGUAUAUUUGCUCGACCCAUUUCUAAUUUAUUAACUCUGAGAGUUACGGGUUUAGCCCUGAAAUUUCAAAGUUCCUCAAAAUAUCAUGAAUAAGUGAUAUUAUCUUUAUU